This is a messenger RNA of Parascedosporium putredinis, 327 nucleotides long. The record is from the annotation of a GenBank genome assembly. Lineage: Eukaryota; Fungi; Ascomycota; Sordariomycetes; Microascales; Microascaceae.
AUGAAGCAUCUCGCGGCUUACCUCCUCCUCUCGCUCGGCGGCAACUCGAGCCCCAGCGCCAAGGACAUUGGCAAGGUCCUCUCCUCCGUCGGUAUCGAGGCCGAUGACGACCGCGUCGAGCUCCUCGCUGAGCUCGAUGGCAAGGACAUCAACGAGUUGAUCGCUGAGGGUUCGUCCAAGCUCGCUUCCGUCCCUUCGGGCGGUGCUGCUGCCGCUUCCGGUGGUGCUGCCGCCGGCGGUGCUGCCGCUGCCGAGACCAAGGAGGAGCCCAAGGAGGAGGAGAAGGAAGAGUCCGACGACGACAUGGGCUUCGGUCUCUUCGACUAA